Molecule: messenger RNA, 2122 nt
Organism: Aegilops tauschii subsp. strangulata
Lineage: Eukaryota; Viridiplantae; Streptophyta; Magnoliopsida; Poales; Poaceae
Product: calmodulin calcium-dependent NAD kinase
Molecular function (GO): kinase activity; ATP binding
Source: RefSeq, a predicted model, not a curated record
CGGCCGUUGGCCCCGCACCCUGCACACCACCACCACCAACCACCACCGCGCGCUCCUCCCUCUACGCCGUCGCGAGGCCGCGGACCGUACCGUACCGUCCAUACAUAUACAUACAGGCAGCCAGGCCUUCUCCUUCUUUCCUUCCACGCCGCGGCCGCCGAGUGCUCCCACCCCGCGAAUCCCGGGCCGUCCGUCCCCAUCGCCGCCGCCCGGCCGGCCGCGCAUUCCGUCCGCUCCGCUCCGUAGCUUAGCUAGGGGCACGCCACUGUACCGCCUACCCCCGGGGCUCCAGGAUUUCCGACCCACCCUCGGGUGGGUUGUCCAGAAGCAUCGGCGACCCGCUCCCGCUCCCGCUCCGUAUAAACAAAUCCACGCCGCACCCUCCCUGUCUGAUCUCACUGCCGCGGACGAGGAGGGCCUGUUGAGCGCAUUUCUCGUCUCCCUUCGCCUUCAACCGCCGGAAGGUCAGGAGGGGGCAUGAGGGACGACGGGCCCGCGGCGGCGCUGGUGCCGCGCCUGGCCGUCUCCAGCGCCAGCCGCGUCGAGGAGCUCGAGCGCUUCUCCCAUUACGUCGCCAGGCAAAUCGGGUUCGACCACGCCAGCGAGUGCCCCCACCUGUGCACGCUGGCCUACGACUACCUGCGCAAGAACAAGGGCUACGAGGACAACAUAUUCGCCUUCUUCCACAACACCGCCGACCCCGGCUCCCUCAUCGUCAGCUUCAUCGAGGAGCUCGACAAGUGCAUACUCGGCUACUUCUCCUUCCACUGGAAAUGCUCCACCUACAUGAUCACCCAGGUUCUGACAGUGGAAGGCGCGCCCAAGAGAAAGCUCAGGAACAUGGUAUUGGAGGCCACUAGGAGUCAGAGAUUCGAAAGGGUCACAAGAAACUUGAAGGUAACUAGGCUAUUCUCCACACUGGUGGAAGAGCUGAAGGCCAUAGGACUAUCUCCCCAAGGUCCGGCACAGUGCAGCGAUGUGAUGGUCCCAGUAGCACAUUGUGAUCGCAGCCCAGUCCUACUCCUGAUGGGUGGUGGAAUGGGAGCUGGCAAGAGCACUGUACUUAAAGAUAUACUAAAGGAAUCAUUUUGGUCUGGAGCAGCAGCAAAUGCAGUGGUGGUGGAGGCAGAUGCAUUCAAGGAAACCGAUGUUAUAUAUCGAGCCAUCAGCUCAAGAGGCCACCACAACGACAUGUUGCAGACAGCAGAGCUGGUGCACCAGUCAUCGAUGGACGCGGCCUCAUCCCUCCUGGUGACCGCCCUGAACGAAGGGAGGGACGUGAUCAUGGAUGGCACGCUGUCGUGGGAGCCAUUCUUCCAGCAAACGGUAGCCAUGGCAAGGGCAGUGCACCGGCAGCGGUACCGCAUGGGCGUCGGCUACAAGGUCACUGAAGACGGGUCGAUCACGGAGGAUUACUGGGAGCCGGUCGAGGCCCGAAGUACCGACGAAGAGAGCGAGAUGAGGUUGAGGAAGCCUUACCGCAUCGAGCUCGUCGGUGUCGUCUGUGAUGCCUACCUCGCUGUUGUGAGAGGAAUCAGGAGAGCGGUGAUCACGGGGAGAGCGGUGAGGGUCAAGUCCCAGCUGCAGUCGCACAAGCGAUUCGCCACCGCGUUCCGCGGAUACUGCGGCGUCGUCGACAACGCGAGGCUCUACAGCACCAACUCCAUGGGUGCCCCAAAGUUGAUAGGGUGGAAGGACGGCGAGAGCAACCUGCUGGUGGACCCGGAGGAGAUCGGGUGCCUGGAGCGGGUGAGCGGCCUGAACGACGAGGCCAACUGCGUGGACGAGCUCUACCCGGACGGGCAGCCGUCGCCGUCGGCGUGGCAGGACCUCGUCGCGUCGCCGUCGAGGGCGUCCGUGCAGCGCGAGCUCAGGGCCGCCGUCCAGGCGAGCGAGGCGCGCUUCCGGGCCGCGUCGCUGGCCGACGGUGCCCUCCGCGGCGACGCGCCGGUACAAACUUUUUGAGUCCGGCGCGUGCGGUGCGAAUCAUCAUCCGUGAUGAGGGCGUUUUCUUUCUCCCUUUCCUUCUUCUUCCUCUUGACACUGUCAGGCUGGGGUUUUCCGUUGGGUUGAGUGGUGCUAAAUGAUGGAUGGCUCGCCGAAGAGGCCGUGCUUUCUGCCA